This is a messenger RNA of Periconia digitata, 1475 nucleotides long. The record is from the annotation of a GenBank genome assembly. Lineage: Eukaryota; Fungi; Ascomycota; Dothideomycetes; Pleosporales; Periconiaceae.
CUAAGUUGUCUUGGCUGUCACACCUGCCUAUCCUGCUCCAGUAGCAAACACAGAACAAUGCAGCCCCAUAGCAAGGCUGUGCCGCUGCUUCACAUGGUCGUGUAUGAAGAGUUUGGCGUUCGAGACAGAUUCGCUAUCCUCACUGGAUGAUAUUGGUAGGCUUGAUGCCAGAAGUUCUCCUUUUUACAUCUUCCGACCCGCGAACUGGGUCAAAAGAAGCUGGUGGUGUACUGACUCUCCAUUUGAUAGCGUCUGACCGCGUUAGCCUCCUCAUAUGCAAAUAGACGCGCUGCUGCUCAGAUACGACCACUAACAAUAGGAAAUUAUGCAUGGUGUACGGUCGAUGAUCACCUUGCCUACAAUCGCUACAACUCUGGUCCAAUCCACGCUAGAGUCUUCGGCGGGCCGGUAUGUGUUCGGGAAGCGCAUUGGUUUGUCUGGCCGUCAAUUUGGCCAUUGUGGUAUAUAAGACGUCCAUGGAACCUUUAUUAUCUUAAUCAAGAUCCCGUACCCAGAAUUCAUUGGAAGUUCGUUCAAUUAUAUUUUCACUCCAGAUGGCUGAACACGCAAGCUCCACCGACAGCAACAUGGGGGAGAAUCCACCUCGCUUACCGGUACACCCCGAACCCGAUUCCUUAGAUCUGUUCGAUUGUUUCUCAAAACACGAGGAAUAUUUCAAAGAAGCGAGGAACAGGCCUGAGAUUGACAUUCGUCCCCGUCACUUUUUGGAACGUAACAAGAGGGCGAAGUUCUACGAGUCGAAAGUAAGAUCUCGAUGGCGCGCCGUGGAAAUUUUGGAGAUUGAAUUGAAGGCCACGAGAGGACCUAGAUCCAGAGAACAAAUUACGGCGGAGUGGGAGAUAGCCAUGGUCGAGUUGGAUAAGUCUUUACACAAGUAUAGCGAAAUCAACGAGCAAGAUACCAAGGCUGCACGAGCACGUCCGGUCCAUAAAUUCAUUAUGGAUCACAUGUUUCGAUGGUUUUCGGAUGUCGAUUCUCGAGCUCCAAAUGCUGAACAGUGGGAAUCAUUUGGGGAGGCUGGCGGCCCCGUUCCCAGAUCCUAUUUUGCCCUGCGUGCGCCCGAAAAUAAUGGUUUGCACAGGCUGAUUCUUCGUUUUCUGGCAGCAGCCGAAGAAUGUUGCAACAACUUACAAUACAGACAUAAUAAAAGCUCGGGCAACAACGCUAAGAAACAGCGGAAGAGACUGACUGGCAGAACACUCGAACUCAUCACCAACAUCCUAGAAUGCAUGAUAGCCGCUGGCUGCUUCGCUGGAGCCGUCAUUGCGUUGUACUAUAUCCGGUCAACACGGAUAAAACUCAUCGUUGUGCCCUUUAUGAGUCUCGUGUGCGCCGUUCCUGUAUCAUUCCUGACGAAGCAGUCGCAAGGGCUGUUCACGCUCAUGGCUGGGAUUUGGGCUGUUUUAGUGGUCAUCGUUUUCCUGCAAGCCGGAAACCCGUCGUCCGUCGUUUGA